This is a messenger RNA of Drosophila innubila, 1731 nucleotides long. It is a transcript of the gene CDC50, whose product is annotated as cell cycle control protein 50A. The transcript has 6 exons. Lineage: Eukaryota; Metazoa; Arthropoda; Insecta; Diptera; Drosophilidae. Gene Ontology annotation, cellular component: plasma membrane; Golgi apparatus; endoplasmic reticulum. The coding region runs from base 121 to 1194 and encodes 357 amino acids. The record is from RefSeq and is a predicted model, not a curated record.
AAUUUCUUGUAUUAUUUACGUAUUUGGUGUAGCAUAUUUGCGACGUGCAGUCCAGUUUCACGUCUGUUAGCCUGUCUAUUUGUCACAGGACGUGGCCGCCUGCUGUGUGUCUAAAACGCGAUGUCAACGCAAAAUGUGGGAAACGAGGAAAACGCAGCGUCGAAGUCAAAGCGACCUUCAGAUUCGGCAUUCAAACAACAACGUCUACCCGCCUGGCAGCCAGUGUUAACAGCACGAACAGUGUUGCCCACCUUUUUUGUGAUUGGAGUGCUCUUCAUACCCAUUGGCGUCGUACUGCUGCACUUCUCGAAUACGGCCAAUGAGCUCAUCAUCGAUUACACCAAUUGCGAUCAAGUUGGUGGCACUGAGACGUGCGCCAAAUUUUUAAAGAACAACACAGGCGGAACGUGCAUCUGCCAGAAGAACUUUAUACUCCCCUCGGACUUCAAUGGCGAUGUGUACAUGUACUAUGGCCUCACAAAUUACUAUCAGAAUCAUCGACGCUAUGUGAAAUCGCGUGAUGAUGAGCAACUGUUGGGUCGCCUCUCGCUAACGCCCAGCUCGGAUUGUACGCCAUUUGCUUAUGCGGACGAUGGCAAACCCAUUGCACCUUGUGGUGCCAUUGCCAAUUCUCUAUUCAAUGACACAUUGACCCUGAGCCAAGAUGGCAAGGUAAUCGACUUAUUAAAUACGGGAAUUGCAUGGCCAUCGGAUAAGAGUGUCAAGUUCCGUAAUCCUGAGGGUAACCUGACAUUGGCACUCAAAGAUUAUGCCAAGCCACUCUUCUGGCAAAAGAGUCUCGAUCAGUUGGAUAUUGACAAUCCCGAAAAUAAUGGAUUCCAAAACGAGGAUCUUAUUGUAUGGAUGCGCACCGCCGCCUUGCCCAGUUUUCGCAAAUUGUAUCGUCGCCUGGAUCAAACAAAAAGUCAAUUUGCCAAGGGUCUUAAGGCCGGCAAUUACACAUUGAACAUCAACUACAACUAUCCGGUGGUCUCGUUUGAUGGCACCAAACGUAUGAUUCUAUCGACCACUUCCGUGCUGGGCGGCAAGAAUCCAUUCCUGGGCAUUGCCUACAUUGUUGUGGGUGCCAUUUGUGUGACACUUGGACUCGCCCUGCUCUUCAUUCAUAUGCGCUGUAGUCGCAGCAGCAACAUGGAGAUGAUUAACGUUAAUCCACACACGCAGUACUCCUAGAGACAUCGGAUUUGACUUGAUAGUGUUUUUGGCAAUGCUGUUUCUGCGACUCGCCCACGCACCAUUUAGCCGUAGUAGUAUCUUAUUUAAGAAUAAUUAUUUAUCUAUGUCUAUGUAACAGAAUUACACAAUUAGAUUCUAUUUGUAUUGUAUUACACUGUACAGCAUCGUCGGCUGUGCCCUUUGUUAACAUUCAACAACUUGUAAAUGUUUUUUGUUUCCUUUUUUUAUACACAUUUUUUUUGUUUUCUUGAUUUUGCACCCAAUUAUACACAUAUGCUUGUUGAUAAAUUCGUCUUGUAAUCCACCUGACAACGUAUGACAACCAUGUCACCGAAACCAAACUAGACCAAACAGCUAAUUCAGCUAACAAUACUUACAUUAUAACUAAUAACAACCUUUUAAACUUUGUGUGCCUCUGCCAUGGCUAACAAAUCACCUUUUUUGUAUGCCAAUUGUUUCGAUGUGAGUGGGAUGUGCACUGAUAUUUUGUUAAAUAUUGCUUAUGCAAAUAAAUCUUUAAAUAUGCUAAAUUGU